Paramecium octaurelia is the source of this 1181-nucleotide messenger RNA. The record is from the annotation of a GenBank genome assembly. NCBI's taxonomy places the organism in Eukaryota, Ciliophora, Oligohymenophorea, Peniculida, Parameciidae.
UAAUAAUGGCAGCAAUCAACAAAGAACAGGUCGACAUGGAUAAUCCAGCAUUUGCCUAACAAGAUCCACAUCUUAAAAUAAAUGAUGAGGAAGAAAUGGGUUUACCACCUCAAUUUAGAAAUCGUUACCCAAGAAGACCACCACUUUUUGAUGGGUUAUUGAAUAAUGUUAGGGCUGUUACAAAAAAAGUAGAACAUAUCAAAGGAUUUAAAUUCGAAGUAGCAGGAGGAUUAUCAAAUAAUUUUCAUUUAGCUCAUUCCUGGAUGAUUCCUCCAUCAGUAUUUUGAUCAUAUCUAAAAUCAUAGAGCAAAGGCAAGGCCCCUAAUCCUAAUCCUAUGAAAUAACCCCCUGUCCCAAGUUACACUCUGGCUGCUCAAUAUUUAGGAGGAGAGCUAAGAACUCCGUUUGAUCAACCAUCCUACAUCAUGACUGGCAGAUGGGACUCUACUGGCAAAUUGGAAGCUGCCAUCAUAAAGAAAUUGAAUGAAACAUUUAAUUUUAGGUAUGACUAUAGCAUUCUAUCAUGAAAAUAGAUUCAGUGCCUUCUAUUUAGAUUCUAGUCCCAACAAUGCCUAGGUCCAUUUGGAUUGCGACAUUACUGGAGAGGAUUAUGUUCAUUCAAUUAAAUUGGGCACUGGGUUGUACAGUUUCAAUAUGAUGUAAACAAUUGGAAAGAGACUCGUUUUAGGCUAUGAGAUGAUGACAUUGGUAUUAAAUUAAACUAACUUAGACUGAAAGGAAUAUGUCCUUGAUGAGUUAUGCUUUCAAAUUCGGAAUCAAUCAAAAGUAGAAUUUGUAUGCCUAAUAUGUGGGAGCAGCUGAUUAAUUAAUUUUAGCUUACAAUCACAGAGUAUUGAUACUUAUAUAAAUUUAGCUUUUGGAUAAAGCCUAUUUUAUGUCUGAACUCGAGUAUUCCAAUCAAACUGGAGAAUCCAGAACUAUUCUUGUAAUAGAAUUAAUUCAAAUAUUUUAAGGGUUACAGAUAAAAGUUUGCAACAUCAGAAGUCAUCAUCACUAUCAAUUCAAAAAUGAAGUUCAGCUCAAAUUUAACCUUGUAAGGAUUUGCCUAUCAAUUAAAAUUAUGUGCAAUUGCAGAUUAUUAAAAGGAUUCAUAUAAGUUCGGUUACGGUAUUGCAAUGGGUUAGGUCUGAUAAUUAGUAUAUAAAAAAAAUAUAUUUAUG